Molecule: messenger RNA, 1908 nt
Organism: Aspergillus puulaauensis
Lineage: Eukaryota; Fungi; Ascomycota; Eurotiomycetes; Eurotiales; Aspergillaceae
Product: Zn(II)2Cys6 transcription factor
Exons: 4
Coding region: 1-1908 (635 amino acids)
Biological process (GO): regulation of DNA-templated transcription; DNA-templated transcription
Molecular function (GO): DNA-binding transcription factor activity, RNA polymerase II-specific; zinc ion binding; DNA binding
Source: RefSeq, a predicted model, not a curated record
AUGAUCUCUCAAUUUUCCAUCGCCAACUCACAGCCCCCGCAGACGAGUGACCCCGGGGCUAAGAACAAACGCGCUCGGUUGGUCUGUUUCCGGUGUCAUGAGAAAAAGAUCAAAUGUGAUCUCUCAAGUCGAGACUCUCAGCAGUGCUCAAACUGUCUCGAUGUUGGAUGCCAGUGCCGACUACGCUCCUCCAGGCGAGGCUUGGCUCGGCGCGUUGACAAUGAUUCGGAGCCUGCCCGUGUACAAGAGGAGCCCACAGAGCCUGUUGUAGACUCUUUCGUCGAGUGUGCCUUGCUACCCCCCGUCCCCCCGUAUGAGGCCGAGAACGGGGAGACACGCAAUGGAGUCCUUGAGCAAGAACCCGUAUCAACAAGCCCCAGCCAGCGCCGCCCACAUCCCAGCUACAUCGGAAAUACUGGGUACAUGCAGAUAUUCAGCCACGAGAGCGGCGGGUCCCUACAAGAGCAAGAACCACAGCAACGAGCGGUCGACUGCAUCCCGCCGGGCCUCCAGGAGAGCCACCUCGACACGUACUUUGAGUACGCACGGGUCUGGUGUCCUAUCAUUGAUCGCGAUUUCUUUGAGAACAAUCCUGAGCUGCAAGGUUCGCUGCUUCUUCGACACGCUCUGGCACUCUGCGGGAACCAGAUUAAGCCGCCGUUGCUGGGGCACGCCUCGUCGAUGGACCAUUACACGCGGGCCAAGGAGCUGUUCUAUGGUAACCAUGAACCGAUCCCGCUCGUGCGCAUUAUUUCCCUGAUGUUAUUUUACUGGUGGAGCGCAGAGCCGCCCAAUGUCGUUAGUCUUGAUACCACAUCGUGGUGGACAGGCACUGCAAUUCGUCUGGCACAGCAGAUCGGUCUGCAUCGGGAGCCUGCAUUGGGGAGUCCAACGCUCGCUGGCGAGACUCCUGGACUCCGUCGGCGAAUCUGGUGGACCCUAGUUGCCCGCGAACGCAUCACAGCCCUCUCGCAAGGCCUCCCCUGCCUCGUCGAUCUUGACGACAGCAACGUCCCCAUGCCCACGCUCUCCGACUUUCCGCAGCCCGGGACCCAAUCCACGCAAGCCGCUCUCUUCGUGCAGUGGAUCCCGCUCUGUGGGCUAAUCGGCCGAAUAGGUCAAAUGCUGCGUCGCCGCCAGGACCCAGCAGCGAGUCCAUCCGCAGUCCAACUCGCCCGCGAGCUCAUCGCCUGGGUGCAAUCCCUCCCAUCGACCUUAUACCCGGGGAUAAAGAGUACCAGAACAGCCGCCUUCCACCGUGACGUGCACGGAAUGCACCUCACGUAUCUCUCGUCCAUAACACUGCUGCAUCUCAACCAAGAUGCCCAGCCACUCCCGCGCGCUUCCAUCGCCGCCAUUGUUGCUGCAUCGUGUACAGCACGCCUUUUUCAGGAUUAUCUCCUUCGCGGCUCUGUUUCCUUUCUUGCAGGCCAGGCCGGAUGGUACAUCACAAUCGCUAUACUAGCGCUCCUGCACGCCCGUAGACUCGAUGGCAUGACCGCCGCAGCAGACGCAGACAUCGCAAUCCUACGUGCCGCGCUCGGAGCCAUGUCGCGAACGUGGCACUCAGCACAGAUGUUCGAGCACGGGAUCAAUAAGCUCAUGGAUCCGGCGAAUCCAGAGAUGAGGCAGCGGGUUCCGCCUGCGCUGCCGGACGCCACCGGGGCCAGGUCUGCAACAGGUUCAUCACCCGGUAUGGACGAGCAGUUGGCUAUGGAGGGGGUCGAUUGGAAGGAUUAUUUCCCGUACAUCAGUAGUGACACGAGUGAGCUCGUGUCGACGCUUCUCGGGGGCGAUGAGCUGGGCUGGCGGUUUCCGGAGCUGGGGUGGACGUUUGAUUUCCCGGGGCAGUUGGGCCAGUUUUUCACGCAGGCGGACGAUUUUGGAGCCACCUUUUUCUCAUUUUAG